Messenger RNA from Closterium sp. NIES-65, 2112 nucleotides. Lineage: Eukaryota; Viridiplantae; Streptophyta; Zygnematophyceae; Desmidiales; Closteriaceae. The record is from the annotation of a GenBank genome assembly.
AUGGACAUGGACGUGGACGUGGACUUGGACGUGGACAUGGACGUGGACGUGGACAUGGAGGAGGACAUGGACAUGGACGUGGACCACGUGGACGUGGACGUGGACGUGGACGUGGACGUGGACAUGGACGUGGAGGACGUGGACGUGGUCAUGGACGUGGACAUGGACAGGGACGUGGACGUGGACGUGGACAUGGACGUGGACGUGGACGUGGAGGUGGACGUGGAGGUGGACGUGGACAUGGACGUGGACAUGGACGUCGACGUGGACAUGGACGUCGACGUGGACAUGGACGUGGACGUGGACGUGGACGUGGACAUGGACGUGGACAUGGACGUGCACGUGGACAUGGACGUGGACGUGGACGUGGACAUGGACGUGGACAUGGACGUGGACGUGGACAUGGACGUGGACGUGGACAUGGACGUGGACGUGGACGUGGACUUGGACGUGGACGUGGACGUGGACGUGGACGUGGACGUGGACGUGGACGUGGACAUGGACGUGGACGUGGACGUGGACGUGGACGUGGAGGUGGACGUGGAGGUGGACAUGGACGUGGACGUGGACGUGGACGUCGACAUGGACGUGGACGUGGACGUGGACGUGGACAUGGACGUGGACAUGGACGUGGACGUGGACGUGGACGUGGACGUAGAAAUGGACGUGGACGUGGACGUGGAGGUGGACGUGGAUGUGGACGUGGAGGUGGACGUGGACAUGGACGUCGACAUGGACGUCGACAUGGACGUGGACGUGGACAUGGACAUGGACGUGGACAUGGACGUGGACGUGGACAUGGACGUGGACAUGGACGUGGACGUGGACCACGUGGACGUGGACGUGGACAUGGACGUGGACGUGGACGUGGACGUGGACGUGGACGUGGACACGGACGUGGAGGACGUGGACGUGGACAUGGACGUGGACGUGGACAGGGACAUGGACGUGGACGUGGACGUGGAGGUGGACGUGGAGGUGGACGUGGACGUGGACGUGGACGUGGACGUGGACUUGGACGUGGACGUGGACGUGGACGUGGACGUAGACAUGGACGUAGACAUGGACGUGGACGUGGACGUCGACGUGGACGUGGACAUGGACGUGGACGUGGACAGGGACGUGGACGUGGACAUGGACGUGGACGUGGACAUGGACGUGGACGUGGACGUGGAGGUGGACGUGGAGGUGGAGGUGGACAUGGACGUGGACAUGGACGUCGACAUGGACGUGGACGUGGACGUGGACGUGGACGUGGACGUGGACAUGGACGUGGACGUGGAGGUGGACGUGGAGGUGGACGUGGAGGUGGACGUGGACGUGGACGUGGAGGUGGACGUGGAGGUGGACGUGGAGGUGGACGUGGAGGUGGACGUCGACAUGGACGUCGACAUGGACGUGGACGUGGACGUGGACGUGGACGUGGACGUGGAGGUGGACGUGGACGUGGACGUGGGGGUGGAGGUGGACGUGGAGGUGGACGUGGACGUGGACGUGGACGUGGACGUGUUGGACGUGGACGUGGACGUGGACUUGGACGUGGACGUGGACAUGGACGUAGACCUGGACGUGGACGUGGACAUGGACGUGGACAUGGACGUGGACGUGGACAUGGACGUGGACGUGGAUGUUGACGUGGACGUGGACGUGGACCUGGACGUGGACGUGGACAUGGACGUGGACGUAGACGUGGACGUGGACAUGGACGUGGACGUAGACGUGGACGUGGACAUGGACGUGGACGUGGACAUGGACGUAGACGUGGACGUGGACGUGGAGGUGGACGUGGACGUGGACGUGGACGUGGACGUGGACGUGGACGAGGACGUGGAGGUGGACGUGGAGGUGGAGGUGGACGUGGAGGUGGACGUGGAGGUGGACGUGGAGGUGGACGUGGAGGUGGACGUGGAGGUGGACAUGGACGUGGACGUGGACGUGGACGUGGACGUGGACGUGGACGUGGACGUGGACGUGGACGUGGAGGUGGACGUGGAGGUGGACGUGGAGGUGGACGUGGAGGCGGAUGCAGAGAUCCCCUUGCAAGACUCCAUAGCGCGCCAAAUCUGUGCGUCCACUUCCAGCCUUUUGCCGUUGGACAGCGGAUGCGCAUGA